AUGGCAGACGAUCCAGCGCGUCCGGGCUGCUCGCCGUCUGUUGAUGGCUCCUUUGGCCCAAUUGUUGAUGAAUGCGUCCGAACAUUCGACUUCACGAUUCUGUUUGAAGAAUCUAUCUUAUCCAUACUGCCCUCUUCGAUAUUCUUGAUUUUCGCUUUUCUUCGCAUCGGAGUGCUGAGUGGUCGACAACGCCGCGUCGGGGGCCAUGUAUUCAGCGCUGUCAAACUUGUUGUUUUUGGAAUUCUGCUUGUUCUAUCUGCUGCUUUAUUGGCAUUAUGGUCAUCAGGCGGGCGUUCAAUGUACCGUACUCGGGCAUCAGUCCCAGCAGCUGUCCUGAGCAUGGUGGAAUGCCUCGUCUUCAUGACACUUUCUUUCCUAGAGCAUAGAAAAUCUGCUGGUUCUUCUCUGCUUCUUGACGCAUAUUUGUUAAUCUCCAUAUUAUUCGAUGCUGUGCGCGUCCGGACUCUGUGGCUGAAGAAUACACAGUCAUCAAUUGCCGGUCUCUUCACCACUUGUAUGGUAAUCAAGAUAGUGGCUUUAGUUCUGGAAGAAUCUAACAAGCGAAGAUGGCUCCUUCCUAGCUCAAUGCCUUGGAGCAAGGAGGUCACGGGCGGGAUCUUCAGUCGCACAUUAUUCACUUGGCUUGACCGGCUCAUGUGUGCUGGGUAUUCGAGCGCCUUGUCGGUUGGAAAACUGCCGGACAUUGAUGCCAAAUUGCUAUCACAGUCUCUCUGGGAUCGCAUCGGUCCUCAAGUCCAUAAAGGUAAGCCGCAGUACAAUUGGGAAAGACGAUCAUUAUCUGACCAAAAUGCAGCUAAAAAGGAAAAGAAGUCAUUGCUCCUGACUGUAUUCUGGUCCCUCAGGGGGCCAUUGAUGGCACCAGUAUUUCCUUACUGUGUACUUGUUGCAUCGCAACUUGCACAGCCGUUCUUGAUUAGCACCAUUCUGGAUUAUGUGGGAUCGCCAAAUGACGGCAGUCAAGAUCAGAAGAAUGUUGGAUAUGGACUCAUUGGGGCGUAUGGCCUAGUAUAUCUAUGCAUUGCUGUUUCUACGGCAUGGGGUCAGCAUCUGUCGUACCGAUUCGUCGUCAUGCUACGCGGUGUCCUGGUCACAUCCAUCUACAGGAAGACCAUGUCGGCUACACUGGCUGUAGCUAGUGAUGCCUCGGCAAUUACUUUGAUGAGUACUGAUGUGGAAAGAAUUGUACUUGGUAUGGUCAAAAUCCAUGACGCUUGGUCGACAUUGAUCCAAGUUGCUUGCGCCAUGUAUAUUCUCUACCGUCAGGUCGGCGCAGUCUUUAUCGCACCCAUUGUCUUAUCCAUCGUCUGCACAUUCCUUUCGCUCGUCUUGUCUAGUUUUGCAGGAACAUUCCAAGUCAAAUGGAUGGCUGCUUUGGAAAAGAGAGUUGCGGUCACUUCUUCACUCCUCGGUUCGAUUAAAGGAGUCAAAAUGCUUGGCUGGUCAAGAAAAGCAGUGGAAAUCUUGCAGGAUCUGCGCCUUCGAGAGAUAGCGUCGGCACGAAGCUUUAGAUUGAUGCUUCUUGGAGUCGUCGCAGUCUCAUUCAUUCCCGUCACUUUGGCCCCAGUGGCCACAUUUGGCAUCUUCGCUCGAAAUGCGGACGCAACUGGCUUGGACUCAAGUCAUAUCUUCACUACCCUGUCUCUGUUGUCACUCAUCACACAACCUCUUGACCUCUUGUUCUCUUAUGUGCCCGAGAUCAUUGCAGGUGUAGCAUGUUUCUCUCGCAUUCAGAACUAUGUGUAUGAAGACGGCGUUCCUGACCGCCCCAGCAUCUCAGAGACCAAUUCUGAAAAGUCACUAGCACAAAAGUCAAACAAGGACUCUUCCCUGAGUUCAGACUCGGAUGACGGGAAUGAAAAGGCCCUUGGCAACAGUGCUGCCCUUCGAUUACAGAGUGCUUCUUUUGGGUGGGACGCAAAGGCUGAUCCACUGCUACAAAACUUGGAUCUCGAGAUCGCUUCGGGCAAACUAACCAUGAUCACUGGACCGAUUGCCUCUGGAAAGACGACUCUCCUGAAGGGUAUUCUAGGGGAGACACCAGUAUGUCGUGGUACAGUGGAGCUUUCGUCCCAUAGCAUUGCAUUCUGUGACCAGAAUCCCUGGCUGGCAAACGAGACGUUGCGAGCGAAUAUUCUAGGCACCAGUCACUUUGAGGCGGCCAGAUACAGCCAGGUCGUAGAUGCGUGUGCGCUCAAACAGGACAUCGAACGCUUCAGCCAGGGCGAUCAAGUGAACAUCGGCAGCAAUGGCCUGAGUCUAAGUGGAGGGCAAAAGCAGCGAGUCGCAAUUGCACGGGCCGUAUAUUCCAGGCGCAAAAUUGCGAUAUUUGACGACGUUUUUAGUGGUUUGGACAUGGAGACGCAAUCGCACGUCAUACGAGAGGUGUUUGGUCCUAAUGGUCUACUCAAGUCCCAGGGAACCACGGCCAUCUUGGUAACUCAUGCUGCACAUCUUCUCGUCCAUGCCGACGAAAUUGUUGCUCUCAAUUCCGAGAGCCGGAUCGUCAAGCAGGGGCAACCAGAACAGUUAGGUGGUGAGGAGACACUUGCCGCUGUACUUGAGGGCGUGGAUGCCAUCACCCAAGACCCAUCUUUGACCGCGAUCCACAAACACGAGCCAGCUUUUGAACCUUCACAGCCGGUGCCGUCCGCGUCAGAGAGCUCUGUCGACGAGGAAACCCAACGCCUGGGCGACGGCUCAGUGUACAAGUAUUACUUCUCCACCUUUGGUUGGCCCAAAACAAUAGUGUUUUUCGCCCUGCAGGUUACCCUAGUAUUUUGUCUUAAAUUUCCGGAGAUCAUCCUUUCCUGGUGGGGCGAGGACAAUGAUCGAGAGCCGAACGUACACAACAGCAAGUGGCUGGGCAUAUUCGCAGCCCUGGAGGUUGCUGCGCUCGUUGCUCUGGCGUUGGUGUGCUGGCACGUUUUAUUGAACCUGGCCGUCAUCUCAGGCUCAAAGCUACAUUACACACUUUUGACAUGUACCAUGAGGGCUCCCUUAUCCUUUUUUGGAGUCACAGACACGGGAUCUAUCACCAAUCGAUUCAGUCAAGAUAUGAACCUCAUCGACGCCGAGUUACCCUUCUCACUCAUUAAUUUCGUAUGCAAUGGCUUGACCUGCAUUGCGCAGGCUCUCAUGAUCAUACCCGCCUCAGUGUGGCUCCUCAUUGGUUAUCCAAUAUUAUUUGGUGGCCUCUGGUUACUGCAGAGAUUCUACUUGCGAACCUCCAGACAACUCCGGUUCUUGGACCUGGAGGCCAAGAGUCCCAUCUAUUCUCAAUUCUUGGAGACUCUGAACGGCUUGGCAACUGUCAGAGCCUUUGGGUGGCAAGAUGACCUGAUCACCAAAGCAGACGAGCGCCUUGACUUUUCGCAAAAGCCAUUUUACCUUCUUUACAGCAUUCAAAGAUGGCUCAAUCUAGUCUUGGAUCUCAUAGUCGCUUGUUUAGCAGUGGUCUUGAUCGCUGUCGCAGUGGCGCUGCGAAACUCCUCGAGCGUAGGCUUCGCAGGUGUUGCUCUCUUCAACAUUAUGAAUCUUAGUGCUGCACUCAAGUCGGCCAUCACGAGCUGGACAAUGCUCGAGACUUCGAUAGGAGCCGUGGCGCGUGUCAAGAGAUAUGAGGAGUCCACGCCGGAUGAGAACCUCGCAACAGAGGAUCUCCAGCCGCCCGAUGCGUGGCCCUCGACGGGAACCAUUGUCUUUGACAAUGUCACUGCGUCGUACAAGGACGACGACGAACAAACUGCCAUAUCAAAUCUGUCGUUGCAGAUUAAUGAUGGUGAAAAGAUAGGAAUUUGUGGUCGCAGUGGAAGCGGCAAGAGUUCAACGCUCCUAGCGCUUCUCCACCUGAUGAAUCCCCGUGGGACAAUUACGAUCGACGGCCUCGACACUUCCCGCAUCCCCCGCGAAACCCUCCGUGAGAGGUUGACGACCGUGCCUCAAGAUCCUGUUUCUUUUGCCGGAAAUGUUCGUCUAAACACAGAUCCGCAAGGCAAAUUUGCAGACGAAGCCAUCAUUCAAGCGCUCCAGGCUGUGAAACUUUGGAGCGUUGUAGAAGCCAAGGGCGGUCUCGACGCCGAAGUCAAUGAAGAGCUCUUUUCGAAAGGCCAACAACAAUUAUUUAGUCUGGCCCGGGCACUGCUUGGCCAUUCGCGGGUCGUGAUCAUGGAUGAAGCAUCAAGCAGUCUCGACGAGGAGUCUGAGGCUUUGAUGAUAUCGCUUGUGCGGGAAAGGUUCAAGGACGCGACCGUGCUGUGCGUUGCUCAUCGCUUGGACACAAUCAUGGACUUUGACAGAGUGCUGGUGCUUGACAAAGGCGGCAUCAUUGAGGAGGGGAACCCACGAGACCUGCUCACACGCCCCUCGGCCUUCAAGACGCUGUACGAAUCAUGA
Molecule: messenger RNA, 4413 nt
Organism: Pestalotiopsis fici W106-1
Lineage: Eukaryota; Fungi; Ascomycota; Sordariomycetes; Amphisphaeriales; Sporocadaceae
Exons: 16
Coding region: 1-4413 (1470 amino acids)
Biological process (GO): transmembrane transport
Cellular component (GO): membrane
Molecular function (GO): ABC-type transporter activity; ATP binding; ATP hydrolysis activity
Source: RefSeq, a predicted model, not a curated record